Molecule: messenger RNA, 1869 nt
Organism: Cryphonectria parasitica EP155
Lineage: Eukaryota; Fungi; Ascomycota; Sordariomycetes; Diaporthales; Cryphonectriaceae
Exons: 5
Coding region: 1-1869 (622 amino acids)
Biological process (GO): GPI anchor biosynthetic process
Cellular component (GO): endoplasmic reticulum
Source: RefSeq, a predicted model, not a curated record
AUGAGCCCACUCUCCUUUCUCCGGAGUGUCUACACUCUCGACACCCUCGACACCCGGUUCACCACGUCCUCCACCUCCUCGUAUCGGACCGUCAUAGACUCACGCGGCGACUCAGGAGCGAGGGGUGCACAAAAGGAGAAGGUUUCCAGCAGGGCGUCUCCAGCAAGAUGGAAAACGCCAGAGUUCUACCUCUAUUACCUCGUCUUCGCCAUUUGCGUGCCCUUGAUGAUCUGGAUUCCAUAUACCGUGUCAAGACCUUCCGACCCGAGAUACCAUAAAUAUGAACCUUGGCUGACUCAGGGAUGGAUACUUGGCCGGAAGAUUGACAAUACCGAUGCGCAGUAUUAUAACUUUCGAAAGAACAUCCCGUACAUGACGCUCCUCCUCAUUUUCCAUCCUCUCUGCAGAAAAGCAUGGAACAAGUUCUACCGCCCCCUGCCUCCGGGCAAGACGCCGCUCGACACAGCAGAAGCCAGGCUCGAGCAGCGCGCUUCCUUCGACUACGCCUUUGCUUUGGUCUUCCUGGCCGCUCUCCAUGGAUUCUCCAUGUUCAAGGUGCUGGCGAUUCUAUAUCUCAAUUAUAACAUGGCGACGAACCUACCGAGGAGCUGGGUCCCCACCGCGACGUGGGUGUUCAAUAUUGGUGUAUUGUUCGCCAACGAGUUGUGCGACGGCUACAGCUAUAGAGACGCUGCGGCCCUGCUGUCGGGCACCUCGCCAUAUCUAGUGAGGACAUCGCCCGUGGAGGGCACGCUGAUGGCCUGGGGCGCCUGGAUGGACAGCUGGGGCGGCAUCAUGUCGCGGUGGGAGAUCUUGUUCAACAUCACGGUUCUCCGGCUGAUCAGCUUCAAUAUGGAUUACUAUUGGAGUCUGAAUUACCGGAGCGCAAGCCCCAUCGAGAAGAAACAACUCGACCCCACGGCCCUCUCGGAGCGUGACCGGGUCAACAUACCGGCGGCUGCUCGCGAUUUCACGUUUCGAAACUACCUCGCCUACGCCGUAUACGCACCGCUCUACCUUACAGGGCCCAUUCUCACCUUCAACGACUACAUCUCUCAGCUGCGGUUCCGGCCGCUCAGUAUCGAAACACCACGCACGGCACGGUAUGCUGUGCGCUUCCUCCUCUGUCUGCUCUGCAUGGAAGCUCUACUGCACACCGUCUACGUCGGGGCCAUCACCAAGGCCGGCCCAGACUGGGCGUCGUACACCCCUGCGCAGCUGAGCCUGCUUAGCUAUCACAACCUCAUCAUCAUCUGGCUGAAGCUGCUCAUCCCGUGGCGGCUCUUCCGGCUGUGGUCGCUCCUGGACGGGAUCGACCCGCCCGAGAACAUGGUGCGCUGCGUGAGCGACAACUUCAGUGUCCUGUCCUUCUGGCGAGGGUGGCACCGCAGUUACAACAAGUGGCUGGUGCGAUACCUCUGGAUCCCGCUGGGCGGCGCCGACUUCCGAACGGCCGCCUCGGCUGUGAAGUCCGCGAUCAAGUAUCUCAUGAUCUUCACAUUUGUCGCACUAUGGCACGAUAUCAAGCUCAGGCUGCUGCUGUGGGCGUGGCUGAUCGUGCUGUUCAUCCUCCCCGAGGUCCUCGCGAACCUGGCGUUCCCCAGGCGGAAUUUUGAGGGGAGGGAGACGCAGUACCGGAUGCUAUGCUGUGUGGGCGCCGUGGGGAACAUCCUCAUGCUGAUGGCUGGUAACCUUGUGGGCUUCGCGUUUGGGCUCGAUGGGUUACAAAGCAUUGUGAGGGGGAUCUUCCAAGACUUUUCCGGUGUCAUGUUCUUCAUCACGGCAUGUGCAACGCUUUUUGUAGGUGUUCAGGUCAUGUUUGAGAUUAGAGAAUCGGAGCGGAGGAAGGGUGUGAACCUGAAAUGUUGA